UAACCCUUAUCCUCAAGCUACUCCCAACUCUCAAUACACCCUCUAGUCAACGAUUAGGCCGCCCUCCAAAGACCAAAUCAAUUCCCAGCACGGAAUAUUGUGUCUCGGUUAGGUCAGGUCCUCAGCUUGCCGAUCGAUCGAGUUGUUAAACCGCCUCCCUCAACACUCAAACAAAAACAAAACAAAAUUUUAAAGAAAACAAGUCGAAAUAUCAAUCCUCAUUCGUACUCUCCAGCUUAUGUUCUUUGCUAUUUUUCUCACCACUGUUGCAUCUGAACGUCGUCGGAAAUGGGCUCGGGCUCAGUCGUCGUCGCGGAGUUAGAAGGUGGCCUGCUAAAAAGCUCCGACCCGUUCCCUUACUUCAUGCUAGUCGCCUUCGAGGCCUCGGGCCUGAUCAGAUUCGCUCUGCUUCUACUGUCCUGGCCGGUUGUAAAAUUUCUGGAGUUUUUCGACUUAUCUGACCUCGGGCUCCGGAUGAUGAUAUUUAUAUCCGUGGCCGGCGUCAGAGAGUCGGAGAUCGAGGCGGUCUCGAGGGCGGUGCUGCCGAAAUUUUACAUGGAUGAUGUUGAUAUGGAGGCUUGGGCGGUAUACAGUGGCUAUGACAAGAGGGUUGUGAUGAGCAAGUGUCCGAGGGUGAUGGUGGAGAGGUUCGUGAAGGAUCAUCUGCGGGCGGACGAGGUGGUCGGAGGCGAGCUCGUGGUGAAUAAGUCCGGCGUCGCAACCGGAUUCAUUAAGAUGUCAACGGCACCGGUGAUGCUGAACGGUGAUCGGCCGGUGGCGGGACUGGGGAGAGGGUGGUCCGGGUUGGAUUUGUGCAAGGAACACCACACUCGUCCCUUCACCGACCACCGAAAGCUCGUUGGCGCCCCCGGCGUUCGCGCCGCCCGAUCCCCGUCAUUCUUCCACGACGUGGUCGCCUCGCCGCCGACCGACCCUCCACCUCCCUCCUAUCCUCCUCUACCUCCCAUCGGCAUCCUCCUCGCGUCGUCCGCAUCUUCUCCUCGGCCUCCUCCUCCCGAUGCGCUUCAUCCCUACAUGGUCGGCAUCUUCGGCGGCGCGUCAUCGUCCGCGGGCCGCGCCCCGCCUCCCACCGGCGAGAGCGCUGCGCCGGCCAUCCUCUUCGUGUGCACCACCGCCCUCAUGGACCCCGUCGUCCUCUCCAUUUGGCUCGGCGCAAGCAUCCCCGCCGUCACCUACUCAUCUCCCGCUCUCCGAGAUCCUUCCCCGAUCCCCACCGUCCGCCUCAGCGCGAGACCGCCGCAGCCGGACGCCGCCGCUAGAAGUCGAGCUGGCCAACGGCCCUCGUUGGUGUGCCCCGAAGGCACCACGUGCGAGAGCCCUUCUUGCUGCGGCUUCUCCGCCCUCUUCGCCGAGCUCACCGACAGGAUAGUCCCCGUGGCGAUGAACUAUCGGGUCGGGCUGUUACGCGACGACCGCCGAGGGUGGAAGGCGAUGGACCCGAUAUACUUCUUCAUGAACCCGAGACCCGUCUACGAGGUGACGUUCCUGAACCAGCUGCCGGUGGAGGACUGCUCCGCCGCAAGAGCCCCUACGGACGUGGCGAACUACGUCCAGCGGGUUUUGGCGGCAAGCUUGGGGUUUGAAUGUAGCGAACUUCACGAGGAGGGAUAGUACAGGGUU
Molecule: messenger RNA, 1641 nt
Organism: Asparagus officinalis (garden asparagus)
Lineage: Eukaryota; Viridiplantae; Streptophyta; Magnoliopsida; Asparagales; Asparagaceae
Product: glycerol-3-phosphate acyltransferase 5-like
Biological process (GO): cutin biosynthetic process
Cellular component (GO): membrane
Molecular function (GO): glycerol-3-phosphate 2-O-acyltransferase activity; phosphatase activity
Source: RefSeq, a predicted model, not a curated record